UCUCACCAAUCUUGCAGAGAUGAAGUACUUGGUGUCUGUGCUCCUGGUGGCUGCCGCUUGCGCUUCUGAGAUUGAGAAGCGAGAGGCGGAGCCAAGUCGUGCCUACAGCUAUGGCUACGGUCUCCACCACCACGCCUACUACCCCCGCACCUACUACCACCCCUACCACACCUACCACAAGAGGUCCGCCGAGCCUGAGGCUGAAGCCGAGCCCUCUUACGGUUCCUACCACUACCGAGGCUACUACCGUCCCUAUUCCUACGGCUACCACAAUACUCCCUACGUCCACCACCACCACAAGAGGUCCGCCGAGCCUGAGGCCGAAGCAGAACCCUCUUACGGCUCCUCCAGUUACUACCGCCCCUAUUCCUACGGCUACCAAUCACACCACUACAUUCCCUCUGUCCACCACCACCACAAGAGGUCUGCUGACCCCGUUGCUGAGGCUGAAGCCAGCUACGGUUACAGGUCAUAUCACCCAGUGUAUUACCGCUCCUACCAACACACCCCUUACACUCAUAGCCACUACAAGAGAUCUGCCGAGCCAGAAGCUGAUCCAGGUUUCAGCUAUGGCCACCACCACCAGACCGCGUACCGUCCCUACCAUAGCGGAGCUCACUAUGGUUACGGUUACCGCGCUCACCACCACUAAGGUACUGGGAAUUUAUGUGCCCUAAAGUUAUCUGAAAGAGUUUUAUAUUGAAAAUUUAUUUAAAAAAACAAUAAAGGCAAUCUA
Molecule: messenger RNA, 736 nt
Organism: Penaeus chinensis
Lineage: Eukaryota; Metazoa; Arthropoda; Malacostraca; Decapoda; Penaeidae
Product: histidine-rich glycoprotein-like
Exons: 2
Coding region: 20-652 (210 amino acids)
Source: RefSeq, a predicted model, not a curated record